This is a messenger RNA of Closterium sp. Naga37s-1, 10134 nucleotides long. Lineage: Eukaryota; Viridiplantae; Streptophyta; Zygnematophyceae; Desmidiales; Closteriaceae. The record is from the annotation of a GenBank genome assembly.
AUGACACUAACAAAGCCGCCAAUAAGCAGUCACGCCUUCCGUAGAGGCACAGUAAGGCACACAUGCCCCCACCUUCUUCCCCUCUCAGUUCAGUGCCUCCCCUCUCUCAUCCCGUCCACCCCUCACCACUCCCUCCCUCCCCUCUCUCAUCCGUCCUCCCUCUCUAGUCCCUCACUCUCCUCUCCCAUCCCGUCCUCUCCUCUCGCAUCCCUCCCGUCCCUCUCUCCUCCCAUCCCCCCCUCUCUCAUCCGUCCCUCUCCUUUCUCAUCCCGUCCUCUCCUCUGUCAACCCUCACUCACCUCUCUCGUUACGGCCUCCCCUUUCUCAUCCAUCCCUCUCCACAAUUAUCCCGUCCUCGCCUCACUCAUCCCUCCCUCUCCUUUCCCAUCCCGUCCUCUCAUCUCAUAUCCCUCACUCUCAUCUCUGUUCCCUUCCUCCCCCUCAUACCCUCCUCUCCGAGUUCAGCCCUUCUCAUCCCCCUCUCUCCUCUCAGGACCGUGUCCACCUCCCUCUCCACUAUCAUCUCGUCCUCUCCUCUAUCAUCCCUCCGUCUACUCUCUCAUCCCUCCCAUCCCUUUCUCCUCCCGUCCCACACUCUCUCAUCCCUCCCUCUCCAUUCUCAUCCCGUACUCUCCUCUCUCGUCACGGCCUCCCCUCUCCCAUCCCGUCCUCUCCACUAGCAUCCCGUCCUCCCCACACUCAUGCCUCCCUCUCCUUUCCCAUCCCGUCCUCUCGCCUGUAAUCCCUCGCUCUCAUCUCUCAUCCCUCGCUCUCAUCUCUCGUCCCUCACUCUCAUCUCUCAUCCCGUCCUCCCCCUCUCAUCCCUCCAUCUAUCGUCCCUUCCUCCGCUCUCUCAUCCCGUCCUCCCCUCUCUCCUCCCGUCCUCUCCUCUCUCCUCCAGUCCUCUCCUCUCCCAUCUCGUCCUCCCCUCUCUCAUCCACCCCCUCUCUCAUCCACCCCCACUCUCAUCCCUCCCUCGCCACGCUCAUCCCGCGCCACGCCACGAUGUGGGAUCCCUGCCACCGCUGGGUGGCUGCCUCGCCACCCCGCUAUUGCAAUCGGCGCCACGCCGACGCGCCUCCUCAACGGCUUGCAUCGUCCAGGUCGUGCCUCAUCGCCUACGCCUCCACCGCCGCCUCUCGCACUUCCCCUUUCCCCCGAGUCGCACUUCCCCUUUCCCCCGAGUCGCACUUCCCCUUUCCCCCGAGACGCACUUCCCCUUUCCCCCGAGUCGCACUUCCCCUUUCCCCCGAGUCGCACUUCCCCUUUCCCCCGAGUCGCACUUCCCCUUUCCCCCGAGUCGCACUUCCCCUUUCCCCCGAGUCGCACUUCCCCUUUCCCCCGAGUCGCACUUCCCCUUUCCCCCGAGUCGCACUUCCCCUUUCCCCCGAGUCGCACUUCCCCUUUCCCCCGAGUCGCACUUCCCCUUUCCCCCGAGUCGCACUUCCCCUUUCCCCCGAGUCGCACUUCCCCUUUCCCCCGAGUCGCACUUCCCCUUUCCCCCGAGUCGCACUUCCCCUUUCCCCCGAGUCGCACUUCCCCUUUCCCCCGAGUCGCACUUCCCCUUUCCCCCGAGUCGCACUUCCCCUUUCCCCCGAGUCGCACUUCCCCUUUCCCCCGAGUCACACUUCCCCUUUCCCCCGAGUCGCACUUCCCCUUUCCCCCGAGUCGCACUUCCCCUUUCCCCCGAGUCGCACUUCCCCUUUCCCCCGAGUCGCACUUCCCCUUUCCCCCGAGUCGCACUUCCCCUUUCCCCCGAGUCGCACUUCCCCUUUCCCCCGAGUCGCACUUCCCCUUUCCCCCGAGUCGCACUUCCCUUUCCCCCGAGUCGCACUUCCCCUUUCCCCCGAGUCGCACUUCCCCUUUCCCCCGAGUCGCACUUCCCCUUUCCCCCGAGACGCACUUCCCCUUUCCCCCGAGUCGCACUUCCCCUUUCCCCCGAGUCGCACUUCCCCUUUCCCCCGAGUCGCACUUCCCCUUUCCCCCGAGUCGCACUUCCCCUUUCCCCCGAGUCGCACUUCCCCUUUCCCCCGAGUCGCACUUCCCCUUUCCCCGAGUCGCACUUCCCCUUUCCCCCGAGUCGCACUUCCCCUUUCCCCCGAGUCGCACUUCCCCUUUCCCCCGAGUCGCACUUCCCCUUUCCCCCGAGUCGCACUUCCCCUUUCCCCCGAGUCGCACUUCCCCUUUCCCCCGAGUCGCACUUCCCCUUUCCCCCGAGUCGCACUUCCCCUUUCCCCCGAGUCGCACUUCCCCUUUCCCCCGAGUCGCACUUCCCCUUUCCCCCGAGUCGCACUUCCCCUUCCCCCGAGUCGCACUUCCCCUUUCCCCCGAGUCGCACUUCCCCUUUCCCCGAGUCGCACUUCCCCUUUCCCCGAGUCGCACUUCCCCUUUCCCCGAGUCGCACUUCCCCUUUCCCCCGAGUCGCACUUCCCCUUUCCCCCGAGUCGCACUUCCCCUUUCCCCCGAGUCGCACUUCCCCUUUCCCCCGAGUCGCACUUCCCCUUUCCCCCGAGUCGCACUUCCCCUUUCCCCCGAGUCGCACUUCCCCUUUCCCCCGAGUCGCACUUCCCCUUUCCCCCGAGUCGCACUUCCCCUUUCCCCCGAGUCGCACUUCCCCUUUCCCCCGAGUCGCACUUCCCCUUUCCCCGAGUCGCACUUCCCCUUUCCCCCGAGUCGCACUUCCCCUUUCCCCCGAGUCGCACUUCCCCUUUCCCCCGAGUCGCACUUCCCCUUUCCCCCGAGUCGCACUUCCCCUUUCCCCCGAGUCGCACUUCCCCUUUCCCCCGAGUCGCACUUCCCCUUUCCCCCGAGUCGCACUUCCCCUUUCCCCCGAGUCGCACUUCCCCUUUCCCCCGAGUCGCACUUCCCCUUUCCCCCGAGUCGCACUUCCCCUUUCCCCCGAGUCGCACUUCCCCUUUCCCCCGAGUCGCACUUCCCCUUUCCCCCGAGUCGCACUUCCCCUUUCCCCCGAGUCGCACUUCCCCUUUCCCCCGAGUCGCACUUCCCCUUUCCCCCGAGUCGCACUUCCCCUUUCCCCCGAGUCGCACUUCCCCUUUCCCCCGAGUCGCACUUCCCCUUUCCCCCGAGUCGCACUUCCCCUUUCCCCCGAGUCGCACUUCCCCUUUCCCCCGAGUCGCACUUCCCCUUUCCCCCGAGUCGCACUUCCCCUUUCCCCCGAGUCGCACUUCCCCUUUCCCCCGAGUCGCACUUCCCCUUUCCCCCGAGUCGCACUUCCCCUUUCCCCCGAGUCGCACUUCCCCUUUCCCCCGAGUCGCACUUCCCCUUUCCCCCGAGUCGCACUUCCCCUUUCCCCCGAGUCGCACUUCCCCUUUCCCCCGAGUCGCACUUCCCCUUUCCCCCGAGUCGCACUUCCCCUUUCCCCCGAGUCGCACUUCCCCUUUCCCCCGAGUCGCACUUCCCCUUUCCCCCGAGUCGCACUUCCCCUUUCCCCCGAGUCGCACUUCCCCUUUCCCCCGAGUCGCACUUCCCCUUUCCCCCGAGUCGCACUUCCCCUUUCCCCCGAGUCGCACUUCCCCUUUCCCCCGAGUCGCACUUCCCCUUUCCCCCGAGUCGCACUUCCCCUUUCCCCCGAGUCGCACUUCCCCUUUCCCCCGAGUCGCACUUCCCCUUUCCCCCGAGUCGCACUUCCCCUUUCCCCCGAGUCGCACUUCCCCUUUCCCCCGAGUCGCACUUCCCCUUUCCCCCGAGUCGCACUUCCCCUUUCCCCCGAGUCGCACUUCCCCUUUCCCCCGAGUCGCACUUCCCCUUUCCCCCGAGUCGCACUUCCCCUUUCCCCCGAGUCGCACUUCCCCUUUCCCCCGAGUCGCACUUCCCCUUUCCCCUUUCCCCGAGUCGCACUUCCCCUUUCCCCCGAGUCGCACUUCCCCUUUCCCCCGAGUCGCACUUCCCCUUUCCCCCGAGUCGCACUUCCCCUUUCCCCCGAGUCGCACUUCCCCUUUCCCCCGAGUCGCACUUCCCCUUUCCCCCGAGUCGCACUUCCCCUUUCCCCCGAGUCGCACUUCCCCUUUCCCCCGAGUCGCACUUCCCCUUUCCCCCGAGUCGCACUUCCCCUUUCCCCCGAGUCGCACUUCCCCUUUCCCCCGAGUCGCACUUCCCCUUUCCCCCGAGUCGCACUUCCCCUUUCCCCCGAGUCGCACUUCCCCUUUCCCCCGAGUCGCACUUCCCCUUUCCCCCGAGUCGCACUUCCCCUUUCCCCCGAGUCGCACUUCCCCUUUCCCCCGAGUCGCACUUCCCCUUUCCCCCGAGUCGCACUUCCCCUUUCCCCCGAGUCGCACUUCCCCUUUCCCCCGAGUCGCACUUCCCCUUUCCCCCGAGUCGCACUUCCCCUUUCCCCCGAGUCGCACUUCCCCUUUCCCCCGAGUCGCACUUCCCCUUUCCCCCGAGUCGCACUUCCCCUUUCCCCCGAGUCGCACUUCCCCUUUCCCCCGAGUCGCACUUCCCCUUUCCCCCGAGUCGCACUUCCCCUUUCCCCCGAGUCGCACUUCCCCUUUCCCCCGAGUCGCACUUCCCCUUUCCCCGAGUCGCACUUCCCCUUUCCCCCGAGUCGCACUUCCCCUUUCCCCCGAGUCGCACUUCCCCUUUCCCCCGAGUCGCACUUCCCCUUUCCCCCGAGUCGCACUUCCCCUUUCCCCCGAGUCGCACUUCCCCUUUCCCCCGAGUCGCACUUCCCCUUUCCCCCGAGUCGCACUUCCCCUUUCCCCCGAGUCGCACUUCCCCUUUCCCCCGAGUCGCACUUCCCCUUUCCCCCGAGUCGCACUUCCCCUUUCCCCCGAGUCGCACUUCCCCUUUCCCCCGAGUCGCACUUCCCCUUUCCCCCGAGUCGCACUUCCCCUUUCCCCCGAGUCGCACUUCCCCUUUCCCCCGAGUCGCACUUCCCCUUUCCCCCGAGUCGCACUUCCCCUUUCCCCCGAGUCGCACUUCCCCUUUCCCCCGAGUCGCACUUCCCCUUUCCCCCGAGUCGCACUUCCCCUUUCCCCCGAGUCGCACUUCCCCUUUCCCCCGAGUCGCACUUCCCCUUUCCCCCGAGUCGCACUUCCCCUUUCCCCCGAGUCGCACUUCCCCUUUCCCCCGAGUCGCACUUCCCCUUUCCCCCGAGUCGCACUUCCCCUUUCCCCCGAGUCGCACUUCCCCUUUCCCCCGAGUCGCACUUCCCCUUUCCCCCGAGUCGCACUUCCCCUUUCCCCCGAGUCGCACUUCCCCUUUCCCCCGAGUCGCACUUCCCCUUUCCCCCGAGUCGCACUUCCCCUUUCCCCCGAGUCGCACUUCCCCUUUCCCCCGAGUCGCACUUCCCCUUUCCCCCGAGUCGCACUUCCCCUUUCCCCCGAGUCGCACGAGGCACUUCCCCUUUCCCCCGAGUCGCACUUCCCCUUUCCCCCGAGUCGCACUUCCCUUUCCCCCGAGUCGCACUUCCCCUUUCCCCCGAGUCCGCACUCUUCCGAGUCGCACUAUCCCCCUUUCCCCCGAGUUCGCACUUCCCCUUUCCCCGAGUCGCACUUCCCCUUUCUUCCCCCGAGUCGCACUUCCCCUUUCCCCCGAGUCGCACUUCCCCUUUCCCCCGAGUCGCACUUCCCCUUUCCCCCGAGUCGCACUUCCCUUUCCCCCGAGUCGCACUUCCCCUUUCCCCGAGUCGCACUUCCCAUUUCCCCGAGUCGCACUUCCCCUUCCCCCGAGUCGCACUUCCCCUUUCCCCCGAGUCGCACUUCCCCUUUCCCCCGAGUCGCACUUGCCCCUUUCCCCCGGUCGCACUUCCCCUUUCCCCCGGUCGCACUUCCCCUUUCCCCCGAGUCGCACUUCCCCUUUCCCCGAGUCGCACUUCCCCUUUCCCCCGAGUCGCACUUCCCCUUUCCCCCGAGUCGCACUUCCCCUUUCCCCCGAGUCGCACUUCCCCUUUCCCCCGAGUCGCACUUCCCCUUUCCCCCGAGUCGCACUUCCCCUUUCCCCCGAGUCGCACUUCCCCUUUCCCCCGAGUCGCACUUCCCCUUUCCCCCGAGUCGCACUUCCCCUUUCCCCGAGUCGCACUUCCCCUUUCCCCCGAGUCGCACUUCCCCUUUCCCCCGAGUCGCACUUCCCCUUUCCCCCGAGUCGCACUUCCCCUUUCCCCGAGUCGCACUUCCCCUUUCCCCCGAGUCGCACUUCCCCUUUCCCCCGAGUCGCACUUCCCCUUUCCCCCGAGUCGCACUUCCCCCUUUCCCCCGAGUCGCACUUCCCUUUCCCCCGAGUCGCACUUCCCCUUUCCCCCGAGUCGCACUUCCCCUUUCCCCCGAGUCGCACUUCCCCUUUCCCCCGAGUCGCACUUCCCCUUUCCCCGAGUCGCACUUCCCCUUUCCCCCGAGUCGCACUUCCCCUUUCCCCGAGUCGCACUUCCCCUUUCCCCCGAGUCGCACUUCCCUUUCCCCCGAGUCGCACUUCCCCUUUCCCCCGAGUCGCACUUCCCCUUUCCCCCGAGUCGCACUUCCCCUUUCCCCGAGUCGCACUUCCCCUUUCCCCCGAGUCGCACUUCCCCUUUCCCCCGAGUCGCACUUCCCCUUUCCCCCGAGUCGCACUUCCCCUUUCCCCCGAGUCGCACUUCCCCUUUCCCCCGAGUCGCACUUCCCCUUUCCCCCGAGUCGCACUUCCCCUUUCCCCCGAGUCGCACUUCCCCUUUCCCCCGAGUCGCACUUCCCCUUUCCCCCGAGUCGCACUUCCCCUUUCCCCCGAGUCGCACUUCCCCUUUCCCCCGAGUCGCACUUCCCCUUUCCCCCGAGUCGCACUUCCCCUUUCCCCCGAGUCGCACUUCCCCUUUCCCCCGAGUCGCACUUCCCCUUUCCCCCGAGUCGCACUUCCCCUUUCCCCCGAGUCGCACUUCCCCUUUCCCCCCGAGUCGCACUUCCCCUUUCCCCCGAGUCGCACUUCCCCUUUCCCCCGAGUCGCACUUCCCUUUCCCCCGAGUCGCACUUCCCCUUUCCCCCGAGACGCACUUCCCCUUUCCCCGAGUCGCACUUCCCCUUUCCCCCGAGUCGCACUUCCCCUUUCCCCCGAGUCGCACUUCCCCUUUCCCCCGAGUCGCACUUCCCCUUUCCCCCGAGUCGCACUUCCCCUUUCCCCCGAGUCGCACUUCCCCUUUCCCCCGAGUCGCACUUCCCCUUUCCCCCGAGUCGCACUUCCCCUUUCCCCCGAGUCGCACUUCCCCUUUCCCCCGAGUCGCACUUCCCCUUUCCCCCGAGUCGCACUUCCCCUUUCCCCCGAGUCGCACUUCCCUUUCCCCCGAGUCGCACUUCCCCUUUCCCCCGAGUCGCACUUCCCCUUUCCCCCGAGUCGCACUUCCCCUUUCCCCCGAGUCGCACUUCCCCUUUCCCCGAGUCGCACUUCCCCUUUCCCCGAGUCGCACUUCCCCUUUCCCCCGAGUCGCACUUCCCCUUUCCCCCGAGUCGCACUUCCCCUUUCCCCCGAGUCGCACUUCCCCUUUCCCCGAGUCGCACUUCCCCUUUCCCCCGAGUCGCACUUCCCCUUUCCCCCGAGUCGCACUUCCCCUUUCCCCCGAGUCGCACUUCCCCUUUCCCCCGAGUCGCACUUCCCCUUUCCCCCGAGUCGCACUUCCCCUUUCCCCCGAGUCGCACUUCCCCUUUCCCCCGAGUCGCACUUCCCCUUUCCCCCGAGUCGCACUUCCCCUUUCCCCUGAGUCGCACUUCCCCUUUCAGCCGGCUCGCACUUCAACUUCCCCACAGGGCGCUCAUCGGCUUCACCCCAGGUCGCACAACCACUUCCCCCUGGUCGCUCCACCCCUUUUCCACGGGUCGCACACCCCCUUCCCCUCCACUUCCCCUACCCCCGCAGGUCGCUCCUCCCCUUUCUCCCCGGUCGCCAUUCCAACCCCCCCCCCCAUGUCGCUCCUCCCUGUCCCCCAGGUCGCACCCCCCCUUUCCCCCAUGCCACACCUCCCUGUUCCCCCCCACAGAGCACCUUAUCACUCCCUCACAAUGCACUACCCCUCCCAUCCCUUUGCUUCCUCUCCCCUCCAAUCCCUUUUAUUCUCUUCGCUUCCCAUCCCUCGCCUUCCCUUCCACCGACCUCCCUGCACUUCCUAUGCCCCUCUCCUCACAUCCCUCUCCGCUCUCGUCCCCUCUCAUUUCUCGCGGAUCUAUCUCAUCCCGUCCACCACUCUCUCAUCCCGUCCUGCGCUCUCCCAUCCGUGACUCUCCGGUCUCUUCCCGUCCUCCGCUCUCUCAUCCCUCCCUCUCUGCUCUCAUCCCGCCCUCCCCUCUCUCAACAACUUCCCUCUUUGCUCUCAUCCCGUCGACCGCUCUCCCAUCCCUGCCCACCCAUCCCUCAUCCCGUCCGCCGCUAUCUCUUCCCUUCCUCUCCUCUACUAUCCCCUCCUCCGCUCCCUCACGCCUCCCUCUCCUCAACUAUCCCGUCUGCCGCUCUCUCAUCACUCCCUAUGCCCGUGUUCCCCACUCCCCCGCAGGGCACGUGGCCCCUGUGUCUCGUGGGGGCCGUGCUCUACCUUGCGCUGCAGGUGCACGGGGCUCAGGCUCAGUCUCAGUCUCAGUAAUGCGCCUCAACGGAACGCCCUCACACGUCCCCCCCUCCCUUCUCUCAUCCCCUCCUCCCAUCUCUCCUCCCCGCCUUCCCUCCCUCACCCGCUCCUCCCAUCGCUCAUCCCCUCCUCCCCUCUCUCAUACCCUCUUCCCUCUUUCAUCCGCUCCUCCCCUCCCUCAUACCCUCCUCCCCUCUCUCAUCCCCUCCACCCCUCCCUCAUCCCCUCCCUCUUUCUCUCAUUCCCGCCUCCCCAUCACUCCUCCCCUCCUUCCUUCUCUCAUCCCGUCCUCCCCUCUCUCAUUUCCUCCUCCCCUCUCUCAUCCCGUCCUCCCCUCUCUCAUCCCCUCCUCCCCUCUAUCAUCCUCUCCUCCCCUCUCUCAUCCCUUGCUCCCCUCGGACCCCCAUGUUCCUCCUUCCUUCCCCUCAUUUCCCCCCUCCAAGCCUAUCACCGCCUAUCCUCCUUCCCCGUCUUUCACCCUCCUUUUUAAACUCCUCCCACCUAUAUUCCACCCCCCUUGGACGCCCACUUCUUUCAACCCAAUUCCCAUGUUGCCCCCCUCAUGCCCCCUCUCUUCCCCCCUCCCCCCCUCAGUCCCAUUUAUCCGCCCCUGGUUCCCCUCUUUUCUCCCCUUGUUUUCCCCCUUUAUCCACCAUAUUUCCCACUCUGGUUCCACUGUUACCCCCCCCCUGCUUCCAAUCAUUUCCCCUCCUACUUCCCCUCCUGUCGCCACCUGCUUCCAUUCACUGUCUCCUUGCUCUCUUCGUGUUUUCCCGCCCACAGAAUGCCAACACCUCCGAGUUCAUGGUGCAGGCCACGGGGCUCACCGCCAUCCGUUCCUCCCCUCAUUCAUCACAUCCUCGCUCUCAUCCUUUCCUCCCAUCUCUCAUCUCUCCCUCGUCUCUACCAUCCUCUCCCCCAUUAUCCUCCUCUCCCCCCCCCGUCCCCCUCUCUCACUAUGUCCUCAUCUCUCACCUGGUCCUCCUCUCUCCUCCCUGCCGUCCCUUCUCCCUUCUCUUCCCCUCAUGUCCCCCAAUCCAUUCCCUUAUUUCCCCGCUCGUAACCCUCUUUCCAUUUCCUCUGUCCCCCCGGCUCUCGAUUCUCUAAAAAAGGUGCUCUUGGUAACACCCUUGCAUCCCAUCAGUACACCCACUCCUACCCCUCUCUACCCCCCCUGCUACCCCUCUCUUCCCCCCCUGCUGCGGCUCGUUUUCUCCCUGUCCUCUGUAAUGCCUUUGCCUUUAGUCAAUGUCCCCUCUUGCUUGCACCCAGUCACUCCCCUGUAUCCCGUCCCUUCUCUGUUUAUAUAUUCCCAUCUUCCAAUCCUCCCCCGUCUCAUACCCCACCAGCCUCUCGCAACUUGUCUCCCCCUCUCUCAUCCCUCCCCAUCCUCUCGCAUCCCGCCCCCCCCUCUCUCAUCCCUCCCCAUCCUCUCACAUCCCAUCUCCCCCUCGCUCAUUCCUCCCCCUCCCGCGAAGGCACUUCGCCAGCGCCCAUGCCUUCGCGCCUCAUCCACGCCAAGGAUGGGCGCCCGCUGGUCUGCAGGCAGCUUUCCCAGACUCUCGGCCGCCAGCAGUAGUCAAGGGGAACUGGAAUAG